Messenger RNA from Sparassis crispa, 2178 nucleotides. RefSeq names its product RNA-directed DNA polymerase from mobile element jockey. Lineage: Eukaryota; Fungi; Basidiomycota; Agaricomycetes; Polyporales; Sparassidaceae. The transcript has 4 exons. Bases 1 to 2178 code for a protein of 725 amino acids. The record is from RefSeq and is a predicted model, not a curated record.
AUGCUCAGAGAGGGUGAACUGACCACAGUAGAACAGUUCAACACAGUGCUCAAACACCUUACCGAUGCAAUUUCCGAGACCAUCAAAACAGCUGUCCCACUGUCCAAGCCAACUCCCUUCACCAAGCGAUGGUGGUCGAAAGAUCUCGGCAAGUCUCGCCGAGCACUACAGCACCUAGCAAGAGCAUCAUACAGACACCACCACAUCUGUGACCACCCCUCCCACUCCAAGUACCGCAAGGCUCGAAACCGGUAUGGUGACGAGAUCAAGUCAGCCAAGCAGGACCAUUGGGAAGCAUGGCUCAAAUCUGCAGACCCAGACUCAAUCUGGAUGAUCAACCAUUUCACAGCAGCAGGACCAACAGAUGGUAGCCGACCCCACGUGCCUCCUCUCAAGGAUGGGGAUGCACCCUUAGCCAAAGAUAAUAUGGCGAAGAGCUCUGUCCUCUAUAAGGCCUUCUUCCCUCUGCCAGGUCCACCCCCCUCACUUCCGAGCAACCACAGAUAUCGCAAGCCCGCCUUCCAUUUCUCCCCAAUCACAGAUGCACAGGUAGAAGCUGUCAUUAAGAAACUGAAGGAACUCAAAGCUCCAGGGCCCGACGGCCGCCUCUUCCAUGCCACAUUCAACCUCAAUGUUUACCCCGCUGAUUGGAAGAUGUCAAACACAGCAGCACUUCGCAAACUGGGCCGCCCGGACUACUCUGUGGCCAAGGCCUACAGGCCGAUAGCCCUCCUCAACUGUAUUGACUCGCUCCACCUUCUUGUCAAGACGGUAAAGGAUGCAUGGCGUCAAAAGAAAGUAGCCUCAAUUCUUUUCCUGGACAUUAAAGCUGCUUUCCCGAGUGCAAACCUAGAAUGCCUGUUUCACAACAUGCAUACCCGUGGCGUCCCGAAGGAGAUCAUUAACUGGUUGCAGCGACGGCUGGAAGGACGGCACACUAGAAUACUGUUUGAUGACUUCAAAUCAGCACUCUUCGAGAUUAUCAGCAGUAUUGAUCAAGGCUGCCCCCUCUCUGUCAUCCUCUAUGAAUUUUACAACUCUGACCUCUUCGAGAUUGCUUACAGAGUUCCUGACUCACUUGCCCUUGGCUACAUCGAUGACGCUGCCAUUACCGCCAUAGGUAAGAAUUACACGGAGACCCACGAAAUCCUUCGCGGGUAUAUGGAUGGCGAAGGCGGCGCCACGUUCUGGUCAAAUGACCACCAGUCGGAAUUCUCCCUUGACAAGUUCGGUUUGCUCAACAUGUCCGCCAUGUCCCCGGACGUUGGCCCAGCCCUCCAACUCCAGUCUGCAAACAUUAAGCCCCUCAAAGCGCACAAGUUCCUUGGCAUCACCAUUGACCGCCAUCUCCACUUCCAACAGCAGACUGCAGGAGCACUCUCGAAGGGCUUUGCAUGGGUACAGCAAUUCCGACAUUUAGCAAGAGCCUCGGGUGGUAUCCCCUUUUCUCAUAUGCACCACCUUUACCUUAGUAUUGCUGUCCCCCGGAUAUUAUAUGCUGCUGACAUCUUCCUCACUCCCCUCAGGAACCUACCGGGCCGCAAGUCAAUGUAUGGCUCUGUGGGAGCGAUCAAGAAACUGGCGCAGGUCCAACGUCAAGCAACACUUUUUAUCACUGGUGCAAUGAGGACGACGGCGAGUGACGUCCUUGACACGCAUGCUAACCUCCUUCCCUUUGCAUUGCUCAUUGACAAAAACUGCCACAGAGCUGCUGUACACCUUUGUACCCUCCCUCCAUCCCACCCACUACACAUGCAUGUCAAGAGACUUGACCCUGACCAAAUUGAGACAAUCUCACCAGUUUGUUUCUCUCCGACCUGGUCUCCACCCUUCCAGGUGUCAGUUGCAGACAACAAAGAGCUUGCUCUGAAGGAUGAAGCAGAAUGGGCAGCAAAACAUGGCUUCCGUGUUUACUCUGACAGUUCAGACAUUGACGAAGGUGUAGGGGCAGCAGCAGUACUGUACAAGCAAGGAUGUGCAAACCCCAAAGUCCUCCAGUUUCACCUCGGCAAAUCAUUGGAGCACACUGUCUACGAAGCUGAAGAUGUAGGUCUUAUCCUCGCCGUGAAACUGAUCCACAACGAAUUUGUUGUCUACACAGGGUCCUGUGCUGGCGAUAACAGGGCCUCCAUACAGGCGACCCGUCUCAGUCACCCUGCCCCCAGCCAUACCUCCUAG